AUUCCAAACAAAGCAUACUACAUUCUUACAGUCAUUUUCUGCUAACGAUGGUUUCGAUGGAGGCUUUAGCGAUGGCAGGAGAGGGUUAUCAAGAAUGGGGACUUAGUAUUGAUGAAUGGGAAUAUCAAGAAUCCGUCGUUCCACCUCAUUUGCUUGCAGAAGAAGACUCUUCUGAAGAAGACUCCGAAGAAGAAGAAUCUUCUGAAGAAGACUCCGAAGAAGAAGAUCAUGUAAAUGACGAUAAUAGAGAUUUCGAUGGCGUAGAGGCUAAACAACAUGUUACUUGUGACGUUAGAGCUUCUUCUGUUGGAAAAUUGAUUGAACAAUCUAUCUCACAUAUAAUCGUUCACCUCAAGCAGAUUAAGUUAUUAACACAUCUUCUUGAGAACUUUUUGUUUAGCUAUGUUCUUGAUUUUCUUUUGUAA
Brassica oleracea var. oleracea is the source of this 425-nucleotide messenger RNA. RefSeq lists its product as uncharacterized. The transcript has a single exon. Bases 48 to 425 code for a protein of 125 amino acids. The record is from RefSeq and is a predicted model, not a curated record. NCBI's taxonomy places the organism in Eukaryota, Viridiplantae, Streptophyta, Magnoliopsida, Brassicales, Brassicaceae.